AAGGCCUAGUACGCAAAUUGUUCCAAAGUGUAAAGUAAUUAUUAGGGAGUGUGUGAAAAGGGAUACAACAAUGAAUAACACAACGACGCGCAGUAUUCGCAUGUUAACACUAGGGAAUCGGAUAGAUAUUUGUAAUUUAUUUGAUCAAGGAGAAUUGAUAGAAGACAUUGCGGAUGCUUACGCGAUAGCCCCUCAAUCCGUGAUAAAGAUUACAAAGCAGAAAAAAAAGUUACACAAGUAUUUGGCCAUGGGUAUAGAUCUUAAUGUAUUGCGCGUGCGACUUCCCAACGCACUCAAAAAAGACCUCACAAAAAAGAAAAUCGAAUCGCAGCAGCAAGUGAAGAAAGCGGGGCCCGUGGAGGAGGAAUCGGACACAACCGAUUCGCACGAGAACAAAAGCCAUUCGGAACGUCGCAGCAGGGCAGCCAAGGAAAAGCUUAUACAAGAUCCUGCCAAUCCGAGCUAUGCGUACGCAGCGAAGGAUGUGUUUUUUGCGGACGUAAUUUCUGUGCAGUACGGAGGGAUCGAUAAUCCGCUAGAUGUCCUGUGUGCCACGAACAUGGACGGGAGUGUGAAAUUGCCUCUCUUGGUGGUCGGUAUGAAUGCGCCACGAAAGGGCUGUACAGACACGCACAGCAUGCCCGCGGUUUACAUAGUCCAAAUUAUGGGAAGGAUGACGGAGAACAUAUUCCUAAGGUGGGUGAAAAAAAUGGACACGACGUUUGCCAGGAUGCAGCAGAAGGUGGUCGUCUUCGUGCGAGAAUCAAAGGCAGUAUCGAACACCAUGGAAAUAGAUACCAAGUUCGUGGACGUAUACUUUGUGCCAGCCAAUGCUGUUUCGGUUCUGAAACCGCUCACAACUGGGAUAUCGAAUAAAUUGAAAAACCGCUAUCUGUACAAAGUCAGGCAAGAGCAGGCAACCUCGAACAAGGAUAUGGUGCUAGAGGAAGCACUUCUAAUCUUGCAAGAUAUUUGGAUGAAAGAAGUCGACCUACCCUCCAUUCGGAAGGGUUACGAAAAUGCAGAUUUCUCGAAAUAUUUAAAUACUUUUACCGUGUCGGCUGCUCUCAAUAAGCAUGAAGAUGAGGCUACAGAAGACUACAGAAUAGCAGAGGAGCUCGAGGAAACAGAUUACGCAACAACCCAUGAGUACCGGGAUGAUUCUGAUGAGCAAAUUGAGGAGUGCAUUGAAACAGUAACAGUUCCCCACGAGCACAGUUCGUUCCAGUUGAGUGAAACUUUUGAUUUGCCGGAGAUCAUAGAAUGCACUGAAGGAGACGAAAUAUUCGUGACUGAAUAUGACGACUGUUCGCAGGAAGUAGAGUCUAUAUCUUACGAGUAUGUAGAGGAGAUCGUAGAGAACUCUGAUGGAAUAGAGUACGUAGAAAGUACGGAGUACGGAGAAAUAUCUCCAAACGACGAAUGCGUCGAUAUGGUAUAUGAUAAUGUUACUUACGACAUGGGAAUUACCAAAGACCAGCACUCUGGUCAUCCAAAUGUCUUAAAAAAUGAUGUCCGAACAGAGGCAGAACAAACGGAAGCCCUGCCCGUGAUGAGCAACUCGAACGAAAUGGAAACGAGUAACCUCGUCGCUGUGAGAAAUGUGAGCAUACAUGAAAACGAACCUUCGAUCGCCACCUCUCUGGAUACUGUAUGGCGCAAUCUACUAACAACAGAGGAUGUUCCCGAGUCCUUAUUCCAGAGGUUCUAUGAAUUGGAACAUUUCUUAAAAAGUCAAUAACACUCUACUGCUGCACCAGCGCAUCCAACGAGGCUCUAGUUUAUACAUUUGAUUGAGCUACCGUUUUCACUAACAGAAUUUAAUUUACGCUUUGCACAACUCGCCAAUCACGAAGGUUAUUUUUUAUUGUAAAAUUAAACCAAUGCGAUAAAGGAUUCUUUUUUUUCAUCAUCACAAUAAACAUUUGUAAAAAAAUAACAACACGAAUCAUUUAAACGAGGGCACCUGCAUUCAAAUGUAUGCCAAAUAUUUAGGGUGUUUUCUUAAAUCGCAAACGUUACUUUUCAUCAAUGAGAUUCUCAAUUUACGGUGUCUACGGCUGAUCUAUCGUUUCAGCGGUAGCUUUAGAACCGAAUUUGUAAUAACUUUUUCAUUAGAUCUGCGAAAAUAAUGAUUUACAUUGGAUAUACAGACAAUUUCAUUGAUUUUUUCAACAUACGAGACGAGAUUAUUUCUAAGUAUGAAGAUAAAGAGGAUCAUUCGAUAUCGGUGACUAUUCCAUCGCUGACGUUGAACAAAUUUUCUUCUUCCGAUUCCAUCACCGAGAGAAGAGUGUUUUGCGAGUGCAAUUUCUCGUAUUGUGUCCGUUCCAGCGCCGUGUUGGCCAGCAGAGUUCUCGAAAAAUCCAUCAGUUGCCCACCAUUCUUGAA
This is a messenger RNA of Anopheles bellator, 2391 nucleotides long. Its product is annotated as tigger transposable element-derived protein 4-like. Lineage: Eukaryota; Metazoa; Arthropoda; Insecta; Diptera; Culicidae. The coding region runs from base 71 to 1741 and encodes 556 amino acids. The record is from RefSeq and is a predicted model, not a curated record. The transcript has 2 exons. Gene Ontology annotation, molecular function: nucleic acid binding.